CGUUAACCAACCUGGGUUCUACAUAAUCUGUUUGGCUCCCUAUCGCGCCAAUGUCACCGAAAAUUCUAAUAUCGAUCAAUUUGCAAGUUUAUCCGAUCAAAUUUCACAGUGCUCGACUGACGUGAUAACGCUUAAUCGCGACAACACAGAGGAUGCUUGAGUGUGUGAUACGACAUGACAGUUAUAAACAAAAGCAAUUAUAGGUUACUUCAAUUAGUCGAUAUUACCGACACGAAAACUUUGAGGCUUAAGGUAGCAUGAGGCUUUUUGUUCUAAUUAAGAUAAUCAAUCUCUCAAGCUGCAUUGCUACAAAUUUGAUAACUGGCUCGAAAUUUCACGGCAUUAACUUUCAUACGCGAUGCGAUGAUCGGGGAAUCCUAAUGCACUGGAGAUAGGAAAGUAGAAAUCAAGAUGCGUUACGCGUAUGGUUGUAAAUAUAUACGUAAUGACAAGAGUCAUUCCUCUUAGUCUUUUUAACUUACCGAUCACGAUCGAAGCUUAAAGAGAUCAAGGUGAUUCACAAACACAUAAAUGAUCGACAACUGUCAACCACUUGAGAAUUUCUAUGAAAAAAUACGUAUUGUACACAUUUAUAGGAAUCCGUUAAUACUUCUCCAUUGUUAGACAAAAGAAUUCUAGAGAAUCUAUUCAUUAAGAACUAGUAAAUUGACCGGAAGAAAAGAUGACAAAUAGAUUAUUGAAGAUAACAAAUAAAUAAAAAUAUUAAAGAUGACUACCUGACCCUUGAAGAAUAAAUACCAAGAUUUUUGACGUGUCUGUGAAGAAUCUUUGUUAUCCUUGAACAAAAUAUCUAUGCAAACUAUCUGACGCAAGAUUUAUUAUGGAUCAAGGAGGAAGGAGAUACGUACUGAGCUCCAGGAAUCAAAGUGAUCACGACUUCGAGUAGCUAGCACCAAAAUAUUGUCAGACACUCUUCAGACAUGGAUCUGUAUAAAUAUGAAACUUAAUCUACUAAUUAUUCAAACACGAAAGAACCAAUGCGGAACCUCGAGUUUCGAGUUCAGAUAACAGCAAGUUACAUUCUUCUUGUUCAAACGCCUUACUUCCAUAAGUGUUCACUUGAAGAAUAUUGAAUGAUCUUGGAACCUUGAGAUCAUCGAACCUUGGUACUUUAAAACUUCAGGGUACCAAGCUCAAAAUUAAUCAUCCCUCGCUACAUGAAGUGAAAAAGCUCGAGUGCCAUGGCGAGCCGAAUAUGGAAGGUGUUAGCUCGGAGACGAAUCGAUGAGGGCCUCGAGAGCAAAAGCGAACUAGCUCGGGUUUUAGGCUUGUUCGACCUCACAGCACUUGGCGUGGGUUCGACCCUCGGCCUCGGUGUUUAUGUCCUCGCUGGCAGCAUCGCCAAAGAGACGGCUGGACCAGCCGUUUGCAUCGCCUUCCUCAUUGCAGCUAUCGCUUCCGGAUUUGCCGGAAUGUGUUAUGCAGAAUUUGCUUCUAGGGUUCCCAAGGCAGGAUCUGCAUAUAUUUACAGUUACGUGACAGUGGGAGAAUUCAUUGCUUUUAUCAUAGGAUGGAAUUUAAUUUUAGAGUACGUAAUAGGUACAGCAAGCGUCGCUCGAGGACUUAGCGGUUACUUGGAUGCGCUGACAGGAAAUGUGAUACGCGAGAAAUUGGAAGCCGCAAUGCCUAUAAACAUCUCGUUUUUAUCGAAAUACCCAGAUUUCUUUGCAUUCGGUGUAGUAAUGCUUCUUAUAAUCUUACUAAGCGCGGGGGUGAAGGAAUCGUCAAUUUUAAAUAAUAUAUUCACUGUAAUAAACCUGGUUACCAUUGCAAUAAUUGUAGUGGCGGGGUCCUUUAAAGCUGAUCCAGCUAAUUGGAGGAUAUCGGUGGACGAUAUACCCAAGAACAAACCCGAAAUACACGCAGGAUCAGGAGGCUUUAUGCCCUUUGGUAUAAGCGGAGUAAUGAUCGGGGCGGCAAAAUGUUUCUACGGUUUCGUCGGUUUCGAUGCUGUGGCAACUACCGGUGAAGAAGCUAAAAAUCCUCAACGCAAUAUACCCAUAGCCAUCGUUGUUUCCUUAAUUAUAAUCUUAAUGGCUUAUUUUAGUAUCUCAACUGUGCUAACUAUGAUGUGGCCUUACUACGACCAGAAUGUCGAUACGCCAUUUCCAUAUGUUUUCGAUAAAAUUGGAUGGACUACUGUUAAAUGGAUCGUUAAUAUUGGUGCGGCGUUUGCAUUAUGUACAAGCUUGCUUGGGGCAAUGUUUCCUCUACCAAGGAUACUUUACGCUAUGGGUAGCGAUGGGAUAAUUUUUAAGCAACUUGCAAUUGUACAUCCGAAAACAAUGACACCCAUUCUCGGCACAGUGGUCUCUGGUUUAUUUACAGGAAUCAUGACACUUAUUUUUGAUCUUCAACAAUUAAUUGACAUGAUGUCUAUUGGAACAUUGUUGGCAUACGCAAUAGUGGCGGUAUCCGUUUUAAUAUUAAGAUAUCAACCGAAGGAGUACGCAUCAAAUACUCGUUCUGUAUCAGCAAUGAAUGACUACAAGGUAACGUCAGUCAACAUAUUAAAACAAAUUAUUAAUUUACAGAAUCAGAAAGAAGUAACUGAGAUGUCUAAUAAAGUUGCAAAAUACAGUAUUGGAAUUUUAUGUAUUGUUAUAUUUAUUACUGCGCUUUUUAUUAAUUCUGUAGAUACCACAGCAUUAGGCAGCAAUGUGAUAGAAUUAGUAAUAUUAAUCAUACUUGUAAACAUAUUAUUAUUAAUUAUGAUUAUUAUUGCAAGACAACCUACUCAAGACAUUGAUUUAGCAUUUAAGGUGCCAUUAGUGCCACUUCUUCCAUGUUGCAGUAUUUUCAUAAACUUAUAUUUGAUGUUGCAGUUAGAUGGUUUUACUUGGAUCAGAUUCGCUGUUUGGAUGCUUAUAGGUUUUGCUAUUUAUUUCUUUUAUGGCAUAUCUCACAGCGAACAAGGAAAAAGAGAUAAAAGAGAAGCAGAAAUGUUAAAACGAAAGUACGCGGACCAAGUUAGAAUCGUAACCAGAUUCUAAUAAUUAUCUCGCCACAUGUGAUAUUUUUUUGUAUAUUUUAAUAAAAAUUGCUCAGAGAGAAUAAUCUUAGA
This is a messenger RNA of Bombus pyrosoma, 3085 nucleotides long. RefSeq names its product cationic amino acid transporter 3 (gene slif). The record is from RefSeq and is a predicted model, not a curated record. Lineage: Eukaryota; Metazoa; Arthropoda; Insecta; Hymenoptera; Apidae. Gene Ontology annotation, molecular function: amino acid transmembrane transporter activity. The transcript is spliced from 15 exons. Gene Ontology annotation, biological process: amino acid transport; transmembrane transport. Gene Ontology annotation, cellular component: plasma membrane. The coding region runs from base 1203 to 3014 and encodes 603 amino acids.